UAUGAAAAUAGAAUUAUUAAUAUGACUGUUUGUGAAUAAUUAUAGUAUGUCUACGGCACAGUUAAUUAAUAAUCACGCAAGAUACAUUACUUUCAGUCUUCAGAGACACUUUAUCUAUUCUGUAUUUUGUGGCUUUAUCGCUAAAUAAAUUAUUAACUUAUAAGUGACAAAGAUAUUUAUUAUUUGAUGUUAGUAUUAUUAUCGAUUACCUACUCAUUUUUGUGAUUUGAAUUUUGUUAGUCGUAACGGUCGAAGUUUGUCAUUCAAAUAUGAAUUUAUUAAAUACGCCACGUUUGAAAAAAGAACUUGGCCAAUUACUUAACAAACCUCCAUUUGGAAUGAAGGUGAACGUAAAAGAAGGAUCUACAUCCGUUUUAGAAGCUGAACUUCAUGGACCUAAAGAUUCUCCAUAUGAAAAUGGAAUUUUCAAAUUGCAGAUAGAAUUGCCAGUGAAAUAUCCAUUUGAACCUCCUAGAGUGACAUUCAUUACACCUGUUUAUCAUCCAAACAUAGACAGCAGUGGCAGAAUCUGUUUGGACAUUUUGAAAAUGCCUCCAUCUGGUGCAUGGAAACCAUUGAUAAACAUAGAAGGUGUAUUGGUUGCUAUAUGCAAUCUAAUGAACUGUCCAAAUCCUAAUGAUCCACUUGUACUGGAUAUUGCAAAAGAAUUUAAGAACGAUAAAGAGACAUUUGAAUCCAAAGCUAAACACUUUACUAAAGAACAUGCUAUUACAGUCACCAAAUAAUUAUAUUUUAAUUUAAUAUGUUUCUAAUAUUCUACUGUUAUUUUAUAAGCUAAUAUUUCAACCAAAUAAACUAUUUGCAAGUACAUUUUCAACUUAUCUUUUUAUAAUUUUCUUCAAUUAAUUAUGUAUUGUAAUUUGAAAUUGGUUAG
Messenger RNA from Melanaphis sacchari, 895 nucleotides. Its product is annotated as ubiquitin-conjugating enzyme E2 T-like. The transcript has 5 exons. Gene Ontology annotation, molecular function: ubiquitin conjugating enzyme activity. Gene Ontology annotation, biological process: DNA damage response; protein polyubiquitination. The record is from RefSeq and is a predicted model, not a curated record. Gene Ontology annotation, cellular component: nucleus. The coding region runs from base 270 to 746 and encodes 158 amino acids. Lineage: Eukaryota; Metazoa; Arthropoda; Insecta; Hemiptera; Aphididae.